CCUCGGCUCUCUUCCCACAACGGAUCCCUUCUCUCUUACAGACCUUCCUUCCAAAUGGGCUCUCCCUUUUACCGAGUCCUCUUUUUGGUUGGCUUCUGUGCUCCAAUCUACUGCAUGUCCUCAACCAGGGCCCCCAGCAGAGGGUACCCCCAGCCUCCUUCCAUGAAGAGCACCCCGGCCUCUCAAGUGUCUCCCAGCAACACCAAGUUCGCCUUCUUUCUGUACCAGAGGCUGGCUCAGAAAAGCCCAGGUCAGAACAUCUUCUUCUCCCCCGUGAGCAUCUCCACCUCCCUGGCAAUGCUGUCCCUGGGAGCCCGCUCAGCCACCAAGACUCAGCUCCUCCAGGGCCUGGGCUUCAAUCUCACACACACGCCGGAGCCCACCAUCCACCUGGGCUUCCAGCAGCUGGUCCACUCGCUGAAUGUGCCCAGCAAAGUCCUGGGCUUGAGGAUGGGCAGUGUGCUCUUCAUCCAAAAGGGGCUGCAGGUACAGAUGAAUUUCCUGGACAGGGUCAAGAGACUCUAUGAGACAAACGUCUUUUCUGCGGACUUCUCAAAUACUGCCACAGCCCAGGCGAGGAUCAACAGCUAUGUGGAGAAGGAGACCAAAGGAAAGGUUGUAGAUGUAAUCCAAGACCUUGACUCCCAGACUGCCAUGGUCCUGGUGAACCACAUUUUCUUUAAAGCCAAUUGGACGCAGCCCUUUAGCCCUGCAAACACAAACAGAAGCUUCCCAUUCAUGCUGGGUAAGAGAACCACUGUGCAUAUCCCCAUGAUGCACCAGACAGAGAUGUUUGCUUUUGGAGUGGACCCAGAGCUGGGCUGCUCUGUGCUGCAGAUGGACUACAGGGGAGACGCUGCAGCCUUCUUUGUCCUCCCUGACAAGGGCAAGAUGAGGCAGCUGGAGCAGGCCCUGUCGGCCAGGACGCUGAGAAAGUGGAGCCACUCACUCCAGAAGAGGUGGAUCAAGGUGUUCGUUCCCAAAUUUUCCAUUUCUGCCUCUUACGACUUGGAAGCUAUCCUCCCAAAGAUGGGCAUCCGUGAUGCCUUUGACAAAAAUGCUGAUUUUUCUGGAAUUACAAAGAGACACAUCCUGCAGGUUUCUAAAGCUGCUCACAAAGCUGUGUUGGACGUCAGCGAGGAAGGGACAGAGGCUGCAGCAGCCACCACCACCAAGCUCGUAGUUCGCUCAAAGGAUGACCCCACUUUUGUCAUCAUCUUCAACAGGCCCUUCCUGAUAUUGGUUCUAGAUAAAUACACAAACUCUAUUCUCUUCCUAGGGAAAGUUGAAAAUCCCACCAAGGUGUAGGUGGACUGCUUGCUGAGUGCACGUUGAUAACGCACAAGAAAAUAAGGAGUGUGGUACAUCGUAGCCCAAUGGUGAUAUUGAGACUUGCUUCUUCCUUGCCUGGGGCCUGCCUGACCCCAAGGUGCAUGUGCCCCAGGGAUGGCACUUCUGGGGCUCAACCAUCAAAAUAACAACAGAGACACUGAUCACAAGCCCAGCCCCAGUCUUUCCAAGACAGUGGUCUCUUCCACCUGUUCUCCACAGCCUCUUUCUGGAGCCCAGCAGGGAAGGCAUAGCUCCCUUCCUCACAGCUCUUGGGAAAGAUGAUACACAGAACUCAGUGCCCUUAUCACAGACUCCAGCAUCUCAUCAAUAAAUCUGAGAUGGGAAGUCAGCGGCAACAGGCCCCCCCACAUACCCACGGGGUAAUUGAAAACGAGGGGUUUCCCACCUCUCAGAAGCUGUAUGAAUCCACUUUCUUAUUUGCUCAACAGUACUUACUGAGCACUUAGCAAAUGCUAGGACAGGGCUCCUGGCAUGUUGGGUCGAGACAGGAGACAGAUCAUUCAAAUCAGUGUAACAAAGCUGUGAACAACAACGUUAUGACGACUAGGGAAAGUGCCUUGAAGGCUCAUAGGAUACUCAGGACAGUCACUACAGGGAGCAAGGAGGUGUGGGAUCCAGGAGUGAGCCAGCAUCACACUGGGGAGGCCCUGUGGCUGGAGCAUCAUGUCAUAGAUGGAAAGGUAGAAGCUGGCAGCCAGGUAAGAGGAGGUAGAAUUACAUAGAAAAAGCACUUUGCCCAGGGAAGCAGUCUGGGUUAGGUAAGGGGUGGGAACAGCAGGCCCAUGGGGUUUUUCAGGCAAGAAAAUAAGAAUGCAACAUAGUAUGGGUUGUAAAGUCCUCCCUGAGUGCUGGCCACGGUCCUGGCCCUCAUCUCUCCACACUGAUGUGUCCCCUGUAGCCCCCAGCAGAGCUCAGCUUUCUAAGAUGCCUUUUCUGGGGACAAUGGUGCCAGUCACCCCAGAUGUGCCAUCCAGGGACCUCAUGCUGGCUUUCCCCACACUCUUUUACUCUGAAAGAAACAAACCUGAAGGGCGUGGGGGAGCUGACACAGACUUUCAGAAGACCCAAAUGCCUUGAGCCACACUCCUGCUGUGUUUUAUAACUAGGUGGCAGACACCCCCAAGGUUAAACAGCUAAUGCAGGCCACAGGGGCUCCCUGACAGAAUGGGAAGCAGUUCCAAAGCCGGUACUGGAGACUUUCCCCACCCCUUCCAUGGUACUACAGGGAGGGGUCAGAGCUCUGCCCUCAGGCACCCUGGAGAAGGUUCUAGGGGAGAAUAGGUCUCUCUCUCUCUUGGGUGCACAAGGAGUCUCCUCUGUUGUUCCCAGAACAGGCCAGAUGUCCCAUGGGGGCCAUGAGGGGCGUGGAAGGUGUGACGAACUGACUAAUGAUACUUGAGUUGGUCACAGCAAGGGUUUUUGUUAUAGUGGAUGAUGCUGCUCACCUUCUCCCCCACCUUGCUUCCUAGUGGUAUUACUUAGACACAACUGCGGGUGUGGCUUAUGUCAGCAAGAUGUGAGAGCUGUCAGAGCAGAUUCUGUGGUGUGUGUGUGUGUG
Nannospalax galili (Upper Galilee mountains blind mole rat) is the source of this 2911-nucleotide messenger RNA. It is a transcript of the gene Serpina9, whose product is annotated as serpin family A member 9. Gene Ontology annotation, biological process: negative regulation of endopeptidase activity. Lineage: Eukaryota; Metazoa; Chordata; Mammalia; Rodentia; Spalacidae. The record is from RefSeq and is a predicted model, not a curated record. The coding region runs from base 55 to 1308 and encodes 417 amino acids. Gene Ontology annotation, molecular function: serine-type endopeptidase inhibitor activity. The transcript has 4 exons.